AUGCCUCGUCUAUUCCCCAGUCUCGGACGCUCCAAGGAGCACGGGCGCGGCGGUGCCUACGGACAGUACGAAGGGUACGAUGCUCCCCAAGGUUACUAUGACCAAGGGUACGCAGAGCAGGAGCCCCGCCAGAACCGCUCCCCCUGGAGCAAGGUUUUGCACAGAAAAUCUACGAAAAGGAACUAUGGGAUGGAGGAUCCCAACAUCGGCAUGUACCCCUCGCACGGCGGCGGCGGCGGCGGCGGCUACCGCACGACCGUCGAAGACUACCCCGAGGACCCGCACGGGCUGCCCGGGAUGCCCACGGACGACGAGUCGUUCGAGGAGAUCCUCUCCGGACGGCACAGCGACACCACGAUCCCGCUCGUGCAGCGCGAGAGCAGCCUGACGCGCAUCCAGCAGGCGUUCGCGGACCGCGGGCAGUUCGCGCCCGCGAUGUCCGCCGCGCCGUCCAUGUCCAUGUACCCGCCGCCGCCGCACUUGAGUGCGAGCGGCCAGCCGCAUAUGAACGCGGUCCAGAAUAUGCACCAGCCGGCGAUGGUUGUGGAGGGGGGCGUGCCGAUGCGGGGCAUGCACCCCGAUAUUGUGCAUCACUCGGCGUCGUACCCGACGCACGAGCGCCCGCACCAUAGGCACAGGGAGAGGGAGCGGAGCGCGCCUCCCAGGACACACGGCUCGCAGGGCCACAGGGACCACCCAGCGUACUGGGAGGACCCCCUUGAUUCGAGCGAGGAGCCGCCAGUGGUGGUGGUGGUCGAGCACGGGAAGCACGGGAAGAAGGACAAGUACUACAUCAUCCCUGGAGGUGCCCCAGUCAUCUUCGAAGACGAAGAUGGUAACGAACUGACUCGUGUUGGCGACUUCAGCGGACGUUACAGGCCCCCGAGACGUCCGCGCCCGGUGAUUGUGCAAGACCAGUAUGGCCACGAGAUAUGCAGGGCUGGAUUCUCGAACGACGACCAUAUUUCGGUCGGUAGCCGCGACAACCGUUCGCACCAUACGAGUGGAAGCAGCCGGUCUGACCGCCGUGGCCGGCCCAUUGACCGUUCGUACGAGCAGAGGGCACACACGCCCCACCAUAGUUCAUCUCACUCCUCUCGCAUGCAUGCCCCCGGUUCGUACCACGACGACCCACACUACCAACCUUCGAGUCGACCGCGAGCUGGUACGCGGUCGUCGCGAGACGAUCCCGAGGUAAUCUACGUCGACCCUACUUUGAAGGAACGAAGCGCGCGGUCAGGACGGUCAGGCCGCAGCGGGAGCUCCAGCGACACGCUCAUCCGCUCCAGCCCGCGGGACGGGCGCGACCACUACGACCGCCACUCCAGCUCGGGGCGUAGCGGCCACGACAGGCCGCGAGAGUACAUCCCGGAUGAGCGCGAGCGCGGCCGCGACUACCACCGAGGAGAGCACUACUCGAGCCCGCGACGACAGUGA
Messenger RNA from Trametes versicolor FP-101664 SS1, 1437 nucleotides. RefSeq lists its product as uncharacterized. The record is from RefSeq and is a predicted model, not a curated record. The transcript has 9 exons. The coding region runs from base 1 to 1437 and encodes 478 amino acids. NCBI's taxonomy places the organism in Eukaryota, Fungi, Basidiomycota, Agaricomycetes, Polyporales, Polyporaceae.